This is a messenger RNA of Symbiodinium pilosum, 1266 nucleotides long. The record is from the annotation of a GenBank genome assembly. NCBI's taxonomy places the organism in Eukaryota, Dinophyceae, Suessiales, Symbiodiniaceae.
AUGAAGAUGGCUGAUGAUGAGUUCAAGGCAGAGGAAAUCAAGAAGGCACGCAUGAUGAGGAACAAGCAGAAGCCAUUUACCAGAAUCGCCAUGGAAGCCUCCAGGAUUUGCGCCUCUAGACAAGAGGUCAUGGAGACCGUGAUUCUGGAAAAAACAAUCAUUAAGCUUGGGUCCUUGCUCGCCCUGGGCUUUGGUGAAGCCGGUGCGGACAUCAUCGGCAAGAACAUGAGCGGUUCUGAUUCCGCUGGCGUGAAUGCCAUGGUUCCGGGGCGCAAGUGCGAGUGCAUAGUUGGCAUUCUACGCGUUCGCGAUUUCAGCACUGCGACGGAGGUCCUUCAGGCGAAGGUGAUGAUGUUCUCUAACCAGAUUGCAGAAAUUGUGCACGGAGUUUGCAAUGAGUUCCACGGAGCUCCGAAUAAAAACACUGGCGAUUCUUUCCUCGUCAUCUGGAAGGAGAGCAGCGAUGCAGGAAUCGACGGAACUGAGCUGAUGCAGAAGUAUGCGGAAGGUGCCAUUGUUUCCUCUGCAUGCGUUAUUGGUGCUGUGCACCACUCGCCUCUUCUCGGCAGCUACAGAGAACACCCCGGGCUUCAGUAUCGCUUGGGCUCGAACUGCAGGGUGCACCUUAGCAUUGGCCUUCACAAAGGAUGGGCUAUUGAGGGUGCGGUCGGCAGUGAGUUCAAGAUUGACUGUUCAUACUUAUCGCCAAACGUGAGCAUUGCCACGUCCAUAGAGCGAUCCACCGAAGCCUAUGGGGUGUCGGUCAUGGUAGCGCAGUCUGUCGUUGACCUGUGUGACUAUCCUAUCAGGUCCCAGUGCAGGUUGAUUGACAAGGUCAUUGUUCGAGGCUCUCCAGCUCCGAUGGAGCUCUACUGCGUCGACCUGGAUUAUAUGAGUGUUGAAGUGGACCGGACGUCUCGACCAAAGGUCCCCUGGAACACCCGUCAAAGAUUCAAGGUCCGGCAGCAGAUAGAGCAAGAAAAGAAGGAAGUGCUACAGAAGGACUUGGCCGACAUCUUCGUAACGGAUGAGGUCAUCCUCCAGAUGCGGGAACGCUUCACUGUAGAGUUCUUCCAGCUUUUCAACAUGGGCUACCAAAACUAUUCUCAAGGAGAGUGGCAGGUGGCACGGCGAAUGCUGAUGCACAUCAAGAGCCAAGUAGCGAAAGAAGAUGGCCCCAGCACGGCCUUGCUGAAGUUCAUGGAGGUGCCUUAUGGCUUCGAGGCCCCGAAAGGAUGGCAAGGUAUCCGCGAGCUGGUUUGUUAA